Triplophysa dalaica is the source of this 1088-nucleotide messenger RNA. RefSeq names its product interleukin 12B, b (gene il12bb). Bases 17 to 955 code for a protein of 312 amino acids. NCBI's taxonomy places the organism in Eukaryota, Metazoa, Chordata, Actinopteri, Cypriniformes, Nemacheilidae. The record is from RefSeq and is a predicted model, not a curated record. Gene Ontology annotation, molecular function: protein binding. The transcript is spliced from 9 exons.
GCUCAGAGUUCUCAAGAUGAACAAGAUUAUCUUUCUCAUUCUUCAAUCUGUCCUUCAAUUUGCAAGCAGCACAUCACUGAGAGUCAUCAAGCCAAAUGUUCUGGCUCUGGAGGUGAAGGAUCUGUCCAGCUCUCAGGUUUCGCUGCAUUGUGGAGAGCAGGACGAGCUGGAGGACAUUCACUGGGAGAGGAAUGGAGAAAGCAUUCCCGAGAGAGGAAAUCACAUCACUGUUACCAUAGAUGGGCUACGUGGAGGAAACUUCACGUGCCACAAACCAAACGGGGAGCUCCUGAAUUACACGCUCCUGCUGGUCCAUCCAGUCCAGUUUCCCAGAGGUGGAAUUCUUACACAGUCAGAUGAUCGAGAAUUUGUAACUUGUAUUGCAAAGAACUACAGCGGACAUUUUCAUUGCUUUUGGAAAUGGCACCGGGAACGCUCCGAAAGAGCCGUUGUGUAUUUUUCAGCAAUCCGAAACUCCAUUGUACUGAACUGCACUGUGGAUGCUGAUAUCUCUGGGGUGACUUGCAUUGACAUGGAUUACUGUCCAUACUCGGAGGAGUCCAGGAGCAUCAGUCUCACCCUGCUGGUCAGAAAUCUAUACAGAUUAGAGGAGCAUCACAGGAGUUUUCUCAUCACAGAUAUUGUUCAACCAGAUAAAGUGACUUUCAACAAGAUUAAAGAUGAUGUGUUUGAGUGGCAUCCCCCCGAGACGUGGAGUUUCCCCUGCAGUUUUUUCCCUCUCUCCUAUGAGGUGAAAGUGAUUCCUCACAACCACAGUUGUAACUUCAAUGGAAACCGUGUUGACCAACAUGAAACCAAUGAGACACAUUACACGGUGAACACGAGGAAGUCAUAUAUAUUUUGCGUCCGGGCUCAGGAUCUGUUUACUAAAAGGGCCUGGAGUGACUGGAGUCAUCUCCAUCAGAAAAAACACAGGCACCGCUUAGAUCAAUAAAGAGUGUGCUCAGGGGAACACACGUCUGAUGGAUACCGCUUGCAUUUGUUUUCAAUUUCAUACAGUUAUGUUAUUUAUAUUUUUGUAAUAAUAUUAUUAUUUUCCACUAUUACAUUUGUGUAAUCAUUUUCUG